CCCCAUAUACCGAGGGUGGCGGGUUCUGGCUCCGGCCAAACUGCAACAAAAAAAUAGCCAGGCGUUGUGGUGGGCACCUGUAGUCCCAGCUACUUGGGAGGCUGAGGCAAGAGAAUCACCUAAGCCCAGGAGUUGGAGGUUGCUGUGAACUGAGUGCCAUGUCAAGGGUGUAGUGAGACUGCCUCAAAAAAAAAAAAAAAAAAAGAAAAAGAAAAAAACUUGAACCACUGCUAACAGGUUGGUUUUGCUUGGAUUAUUUAGUGUAUGUGUGUGGGUAGUUCAUUAAUUUUAAUUCUUUUUGUUUUUGUGAGCAGUUGGUGAAGCCGCCGUGGGGCAGAACGCAGCUAGCUCUGAGGAGAAUCACACUGGGUGCACGGAACCAGGCAACUCACAAGUGAUGGCCCAGGGCGGCGCCUGUGGCUCAGUGGGUAGGGCACCGGCCCCAUAUACCGAGGGUGGGGGAUUCAAACCCAGCCCCGGCCAAACUGCAACAAAAAAAUAGCCGGGUGUUGUGGCGGGCGCUUGUAGUCCCAGCUGCUCGGGAGGCUGAUGCAGGAGAAUCGCCUAAGCCCUUGGGCUCACAGCUGGAGGUUGCUGUGAGCUGUGAUGUCACACACUCUACCGAGGGUGACAAAGUGAGACUCUGUCUCUUAGAAAAAAUAAAAAACAACAACAAAUGAUGGCCCAACGUUUUGCAAAGUCGGUUCCUUACCCAAGCCUACAAAAGCCUAGCGCCGGGAACAAAGACUUGCAGCAGCGGCGGCGCCUGCGCAGAGCGUGUGCACGCCGGCUUUCGGAACGAACUCUUCCGCGGUGCAGCUUGGCCCCGCCUCCUGGAGCGACGCGCCGACACCGUGGUGACGUCACGGCGGAGUUGCUAUGGCGUCGCUGAUCGGCCUGGCGUCGGCGCUGGAGUCUUACAGGGGUCGGGACCGCCUGAUCCGAACUCUGGGGUACUGCUGCCAGCUGGUUGGUGGGGUCCUGCUGGAACAAUGUCCUGCCAGUUCUGAAGUGGGAACGCGCUUGCUGGCAGUGUCCACCCAACUCAGCCACUGUAGGACCGUCCUACGACUCUUUGAUGACCUGGCCAUGUUUGUCUACACUAAGCAGUAUGGCCUGGGGGCAGAGGAGGAGGACAUCUUUGUCCGCUGGGUGUCUGUGCUGGGCAACCUGGCCGACCAGCUGUAUUACCCCUGUGAGCACAUAGCCUGGGCCGCCGAUGCCAACAUCCUCCAUGUGGAUGCUUCUCAGUGGUGGACGCUGAGCACAGCCUUCUGGGGCCUGUCCCUGCUCCUGGGGGUUGCCAGGUCCCUGCGGGUGAUGCUGAAGCUGAGACAGAGGCUGCGGAGCCCCGUAGCAGCUUUCACCAGUCAGCUGUGCAGGAGCAAGCAGAGGACUGUGGAGGUGCAGAUGCAGCUGGAGGCGCUGGCGCUCCUCAGCAAUCUGGCUGACUUGGCCAACGCUGUGCACUGGCUGCCCCGGGGAGUCCUGUGGGCUGGUCGCUUCCCCCCGUGGCUGGUGGGCCUCCUAGGCACCAUCUCCUCGCUUCUCAGCAUGUACCACGCAGCCCAGGCUGAUGGCCAGGCUGAUGCCACUGUCCCCUGAGGCGGAUGCAGCUGGACCCAUACAAAGGGCUGCUUUCCACAGAGCAGGAGUCACCAGGCUGUGAGGUCUCCCCAGGGCCCAGUGUGGGCUCAUGGGGGAGCUAUCUCUCUGCACCACAGGCCAAGACCCCAGGGCUCCUGAACCCAGCCCUGCUGUGACAGAGUUUGUAGAGGGUGCUGAGGGCCUCAGCAACACCUCCCGUCCACUGGCCAGCAUCUUGUAUCCAAAUAAAGGUGAACA
Nycticebus coucang (slow loris) is the source of this 1845-nucleotide messenger RNA. RefSeq names its product peroxisomal biogenesis factor 11 gamma (gene PEX11G). The record is from RefSeq and is a predicted model, not a curated record. The transcript is spliced from 5 exons. Gene Ontology annotation, biological process: peroxisome fission. The coding region runs from base 880 to 1605 and encodes 241 amino acids. NCBI's taxonomy places the organism in Eukaryota, Metazoa, Chordata, Mammalia, Primates, Lorisidae. Gene Ontology annotation, cellular component: peroxisomal membrane.